AUGUCGGCUGCUGCGCCCACUCGCGAGCAGAUCAAAGCGCUGUACCGCGCGCACCUCGCGACAGCGCGCGCCUUUGUAUGUACCUCGAACUCACAUCAGAACUCGUACAAUUUCCGCCAGUACUUUGAGCGCCGCGCACGCGACUCGUUCCGCGCCUACCUGUACCCCGGCACGUCGGAGGUGUCGCAGAGUGUGAGCGCGAGUGUGGAAAAGCUGUCCAAGGUGCCUACGUCGACGUCAGCUGCUGUCCCCGCGCCCCCAACCCCGUCGCUCGCUGAAUUCUACGAGGACCAGCGUGCCGAGCUCAAGGUCCUUCAGCGUGCAGCGGUGGUCAACCAGAUGUACGCCGGCGACCGCCUCGUGGUGGAAGAUCCGUCUCUGCGCGACUGGAUUGUGCGCUCGUCUGACCAGAUCGGCACCGAGAAGGACUAG
Messenger RNA from Malassezia sympodialis ATCC 42132, 432 nucleotides. RefSeq lists its product as uncharacterized. Lineage: Eukaryota; Fungi; Basidiomycota; Malasseziomycetes; Malasseziales; Malasseziaceae. The coding region runs from base 1 to 432 and encodes 143 amino acids. The transcript has a single exon. Gene Ontology annotation, cellular component: L-cysteine desulfurase complex; mitochondrion. Gene Ontology annotation, biological process: iron-sulfur cluster assembly. The record is from RefSeq and is a predicted model, not a curated record.